UUCCUGUGACGAUUAUCUCUGACAUACCGCUUUCAAAAAUACAUCAACAACAUACCGGCUUUGUCACACUGAUCAAUGGCAGGUGAAUGAUUUUAAUCCAAGUUAGGGAGACAUAAGGCUGCAAGAGUGGAGUUAAACAUUUAACACAACAUUGCCACCUGGUGGUGAAAGCACGUCAUCAGAGCAGCCUGCAGCACAGCCGCCAAGUGCAUGUUUUCACUGGCGGCCAUGUUAGCCCCACAGUCACAAAUACAGAAUAGCCUUUAUUGUCGUGAAUAUGGGAAUUCCCCAUAUACAAUAUUUUACAUUUUGAGUGUCUAGAAAAUGCUCAAAACACAAACAAACGUAAGGCUUGGAAAUCAGAUACACACACCCAAAAUGAACAUUUUAAUUUUACCUGGAUUUCCGGGGUUGUAAUUGAAGCCUUUUGUAUUUCACAUAAAUAUAUUUUCAGAAUUUGUGAAAGCCGUUAAUGGUGAUACGUCUGAGCUGUUGUCUUGGCCAAGACAGCUCUUAAAAUACAUUUUAAAUCUCAAUAGGACUAUACUAGAUAAUGUUAAAUAUGUUUAUUUACUAAUGGGUGUUGUGUUAUUCAUUGUGUUAUUUUCUAAAUUAAAUUCCUGUGUAAUCAUUCACAUGAUCUGUUAUUCCGAUUUCAUUUAAAAAAAACAAUACCAGCACGAAGAUUAUAGCAAUAUCCUUGUAACCAAUGUCCAGGUUGUCUUCAUCUAACUUCCACUACAGUUCCCACAAUGCCCCAUCAGCCGACCCCGUGAGCGACGCCUGCAGAGAUCUUCAUAGAUGUAUAAACAAUGCAGCUAGGCUGACUCGUUUCGCAAAGAAGCAAAAAGGGACAUCCAGAUGGUUGUUAGAGCUGCUGAGAGGAGGAGCCUUCCCACAACGUAACCGCAGUUUACGUUUGGCUUAAAGGAGACGCAACAAAGCGCACAAAAUGGCUGUGCGCCGAGCCCGGGCGAAUAACCCACAGAGCUCAGGGCGGGUGUUGAGAGACCGAUCAACGAGGGCAGUACCGGCCUGGCUAAAGGACACCAAGAGUGAAGACGAAGACGAACCGAGCCCGGACACCGGCGCGACGAAGCGGAGGAAAGUUUCCAACGCGAGGCGGAAGAAGCCGUCCGAAUGUGCCGAGGCUGGAGGGGGGGUCGCAGAUGACAGCCUUCAAGGCACAAACUCAGGGGACCCCAAGAAACCUGCCACAGAUGCUCAAGCUCUACACUCCAGACGCCCCCCGAGCCGCGCCAAGGCCCCCUCCGGAAGGGCUGUCCGCGGUUCUGCCAAGCCUGUGUGCAAGACCGAACCCGGAAUGGAGAAUCCAGCUGCAGAGAAAGUAGCGGUAGAAAACAAAGACAACUAUGAAAUCCAAAAGAAAGAGGAGGGAAGUGAGGACGUCCCUGAGACGGUCUUGGAUGAUGAAGACGACCCUCCAUUCGGGGAUGACCUGAAUGACCUCAGCUACCAGCCACAGAGUCCGAGCGGUGCGGAGGAAGAAGAAGGUCUCUGCAGUGAUGAAGAUCUCCCUUUUACAGAUGACCUAAAUGACCGAAGCUACGAUCCCGACGCCGAGCGGGAUGUGCAAAAACCAAAGCGAAGAGCUCCACCGAGAGCAAAGGAGAGGAAAGAGAAAGAGAGGGCGCUUAAAAGCGAGAAGGAGGUGGCUGAGGUAAAGAUUGAGGGUUUGGACAACGUGGAGAGUCUGGACGAGGAAGUGAAGCUCGAGGACGAACCAGUAGACGACCCGGAUGGACCCAGGAAGAGAGGCAGGCGGAAAAAAGACGACAAAACCCCACGGCUGCCAAAGAGGAGGAAGAAGCCACCGGUGCAGUACGUGCGCUGUGAGAUGGAAGGAUGCGGGACAGUCCUGGCUCAUCCUCGGUACCUGCAGCACCACAUUAAGUAUCAGCACCUGCUCAAGAAGAAAUACGUGUGUCCUCACCCCUCUUGUGGACGGCUUUUCCGUCUGCAGAAGCAGCUGCUACGUCAUGCAAAACACCACACAGACCAGCGGGACUACAUUUGUGAGUUCUGUGCACGUGCCUUCAAAAGCUCCCACAACCUGGCUGUUCACCGCAUGAUUCACACGGGAGAAAAGCCGCUGCAGUGUGAGAUCUGUGGCUUCACGUGCCGCCAGAAGGCGUCACUCAACUGGCACAUGAAGAAGCACGACGCUGACGCCACUUAUCAGUUCGCCUGCUCCAUUUGUGGCAAGAAGUUUGAGAAAAAAGACUGCGUGGUGGCCCACAAGGCCAAGAGUCACCCCGAGGUGCUGAUUGCAGAGGCUCUGGCGGCCAAUGCUGGCGCCCUCCUCACAACCCCUGCGUCCCUGCUGGAGUUGCAGGGAAACCCUGUGCAAGCGGAGGCCGCCAGCCUGGAUGUGCACCCAAUUGGGCAGGAGGGGCAAGUGGACCAGCUUAGCCGACAGGUGAGUCACCAGGUGGUUUUACUGGGACAAGACCAGAGCCUCCAUACCAUGCAGGUGCCAGUGACGAUUGCCCUGUCCGCCAUGAACCCGCCUUUGCCAGCCGAGAACCAUCAGCAGACCCACCUCCAGCUCCAGAUGCCGGUCCAGUUUGUGCAUCCCGCUCAGCACCCCCAGAUCCAACAGCUGACGCUCCACCCUGGCCAGGUGGUUACCCCGCAUCAACCCCAGCUGCACCCUCUGCAGUCGUACUCCUCCCAGCAGCAGGGCCCGGGGCAGACCCAAAUCCUACAAAUGACCUUCCAGCCGGUCAGCCAGGCUCAGACGCACAUUCAGCAAAUCCCCAUUCAAUCGACAGCGCAGCAGCUUCAGACCCUUGAUGCGGCCGCUGUGAGCUCGCCUCUCCUGGCCCCGCCCCCGCCCCAGGACCCGGCCUCCAGUAACGGGGACAGCUUUAUUCUGGACAAUGCGGUGCUCUCGUCGUCCUCUCCAUCAGCCAGCUCCCUCGCACAGACUGAAGUAAUGGGGGGCGACAGCGUGGUCUGGGGACAGGAGGGACGCAAGGACGUUCUGUCAGACAGCGUCGAAAGACAGUCCCUCAUGUAAAAGGACAGCGAACCCCAAAACAGCUGGUAGAAGGUUGUCACCAGUGAUCUGAUAUGCCGCAUUGCAUUGUUUUUAAGUAAAUGUAAGAUCAGUAUUUCCCCUAUUUCUAAUUUCAGAGGGACAUGGUAGGGGAACCACUGAAGAUUAUGUAUUACGCACUAUUCACUCGGACAUAUUUGGUAGCUUUUUAGAACAUCUGUAUCAGGGAGCUGUGUGUGUAAGCUGUUAUCUUUGUACAUAAGUCUGGUAAACUGAACUAGCUUUUCAUGUGAGUGUGUUUAACGAUGCAGAGGUUGUUAUAAUGUAAUGUAAUAAUAUUGCAUAAUUAUACAGUGCACAUCUAGUGUGUUCCUAAUAAAAUAAAUUAGCUCUAUUCAUCUCACAAAUUAACAGACGACAUUAGUGAGGUGAGACAAUGGUUUAAAAAAAAAAAAACUGGGCAGCUAUGUUUCAGUUAA
Molecule: messenger RNA, 3501 nt
Organism: Pungitius pungitius (ninespine stickleback)
Lineage: Eukaryota; Metazoa; Chordata; Actinopteri; Perciformes; Gasterosteidae
Gene: zfp91
Product: ZFP91 zinc finger protein, atypical E3 ubiquitin ligase
Exons: 13
Coding region: 953-3043 (696 amino acids)
Biological process (GO): regulation of transcription by RNA polymerase II
Cellular component (GO): chromatin; transcription regulator complex; PcG protein complex
Molecular function (GO): DNA-binding transcription factor activity, RNA polymerase II-specific; RNA polymerase II cis-regulatory region sequence-specific DNA binding
Source: RefSeq, a predicted model, not a curated record